Molecule: messenger RNA, 813 nt
Organism: Strongylus vulgaris
Lineage: Eukaryota; Metazoa; Nematoda; Chromadorea; Rhabditida; Strongylidae
Source: the annotation of a GenBank genome assembly
AUGCACAUAGAUAAAAAUAAGGUUUGUGAGGAAGUAACGGAACCUCCUUGCAAUCCUUGUCCACCUGGAGAACCAGGACCCCCUGGACCACCAGGAGAUGCAGGAAGCCCAGGUCAACCGGGUCAUCCUGGUCGCAACGGAAAUGACGGACCACCUGGACCACAAGGACCUCCUGGACCUCCCGGACCACCCGGAGAAAAUGGAAGAGAUGGACCUAGAGGAGAACCAGGCCGACCAGCAUUCAGCACGCCUGCUAUUCCUGGAGAUCCAGGCGCACCUGGAGAGCCUGGACCACCCGGCCUCCCCGGAGAGGCUGGCCAGAGCGGUCGCCCAGGAUCAGAUGGACUGCCAGGACCGCAAGGUCCACCCGGACCACCAGGACCACAAGGAGCCCCUGGAGAGAUUGGACCCGCUGGACAACCCGGACAACCUGGCCCGCAAGGAGAACGAGGUACAACGCGCUCUUUAUUACAAAGGAAAAUUCUGUUUAUGCUGUGGGUACAUACAUGGUCUUUGCAGGUAUCUGCCCAAAAUAUUGCGCUUUGGAUGGAGGUGUUUUCUUCGAGGAUGGUACAAGAAGAUAACGGAUAUUCUGCUGUUCUUCGCAAUUCAAGACUUUUCCACGUCGCCCUGCAAAUGUCCCGUUUCGUUUUUGCCCUGGUACCUGUGCCUGAAUUGCGCUCCCGUUUCUACGAUCGUCAUGGUUUUGAACCAACUUCACCACUAAACGAACAAGUUUCUGUUCUAGGAGACUUAAGUGGAUGUUCUGAUUCCUCACUGAGCGCCUUCAUUUCUAGCACAUUCUCGUACCCG